Molecule: messenger RNA, 1144 nt
Organism: Aethina tumida (small hive beetle)
Lineage: Eukaryota; Metazoa; Arthropoda; Insecta; Coleoptera; Nitidulidae
Gene: eIF3h
Product: eukaryotic translation initiation factor 3 subunit H
Exons: 2
Coding region: 83-1099 (338 amino acids)
Cellular component (GO): eukaryotic translation initiation factor 3 complex; cytoplasm; eukaryotic 43S preinitiation complex
Molecular function (GO): metallopeptidase activity; translation initiation factor activity; protein binding
Source: RefSeq, a predicted model, not a curated record
GCAUGCGUUAAUAACACCUGAAAACCAAACUAACCUAACAUUGAACAGUUUGACAAGUGACAUUUCUCUUUUUUAUUAAAACAUGGCUGCUCGUGCCGCUGUCCCGAGGCGUGUGCCCGAUAAUGAGCCAGCGAUCGCCUACGUCCAGGCCGACGGCUUGGCCGUCAUGAAAAUAGUCAAACACUGCCAUGAGGAAUCGACGACUAACAUGGACAUCGCCCAAGGAGCCCUCUUGGGUCUGGUAGUGGACAAGAGACUCGAAAUCACCAACUGUUUUCCAUUCCCUAAGGCCUCCGAUGAAACCAUGGACGAAGACGAGUAUCAGUUGGCCAUGAUGCGCCGAUUGCGUCGCGUCAACGUCGAUCAUUUCCACGUAGGUUGGUACCAAAGUGCCGACGUGGGUAACUUCCUCAGUUUGCCUAUGCUCGAAUCCCAAUUCCACUACCAAACAUCAAUUGAAGAGUCUGUGGUGGUUAUCUAUGAUACACAAAAGUCCUCGAGAGGUUUCCUCACGUUGAAGGCUUAUAGAUUGACCCCGCAGGCCAUUGAGUUGUACAAAGAAGGUGAAUUUACCCCAGAGGCGAUACUGAAGCUGAAAAUUGGCUUUGAAACUUUGUUCACUGAGGUGCCUUUCUACAUUAAGAACUCGCCUUUGACCAACAUUAUGAUGUCCGAGUUGGCGGAACUAGUGCCAGAAGAAGAGGGCUCCAAAUUCUUGGAUUUGGGUACUGCCUCAGUUCUUGAAGGACAACUGCGUUGUCUCAUGGAUCGCGUUGAUGAACUCAACCAAGAAGCCAUUAAAUUCAACAGAUAUCAACAAUUGGUGAGCAGACAACAACAAGAUAAACACAGGUAUUUGCAAAAGAGAGCUCAAGAAAACGCAGCAAGGGCAGCCAAAGAUGAGCCCCCAUUGCCAGAAGAAGACAUCAAUAAACUAUUCAGACCACAUCCUGUUCCACUCAGGUUAAAUCCAAUGAUUUUCGCUGGACAAAUCAAUACUUACAGCCAGGCUAUUUCUCAAUUCUGUUCACAGUCUUUGGCCAAGCUGUAUAUUACACAAGCCUUACAAAAUGCAAAAGAAUCCAAAUCUAAUCCUUAAAAUUGUUUUGUAUUCUAGUUUUAAUAAAACGGAUUUGACAUUUAA